Pecten maximus is the source of this 1240-nucleotide messenger RNA. Its product is annotated as 3-oxoacyl-[acyl-carrier-protein] reductase FabG-like. Lineage: Eukaryota; Metazoa; Mollusca; Bivalvia; Pectinida; Pectinidae. The transcript is spliced from 9 exons. Bases 287 to 1084 code for a protein of 265 amino acids. The record is from RefSeq and is a predicted model, not a curated record. Gene Ontology annotation, molecular function: oxidoreductase activity.
GGAAAACGUAUGUGUUUGCUCUCACAGUUUAUCUCAUGCAUAUAAAACAGUUUUCCACACUGUUAAGGCAUGUACGUGGCGUCUCCUAACAUGUCCACAGGUCAAGCAAUAUUCGGUUGACUCUAAGCACAUAAAAGUAGUCGCUGGAUUCCUGACUCUCUAUAUCAGAAAACGAAUUUUAUCUUAGAUGUCUUCAGCCGGUAAGGUCAUCACUACCUAGGAACAAGGACCAGUAGAACCACAUGUCCGCUUGUCGUCACACGUGUUAGUAUUACAGAGAAUCGCAAUGGAGUCACUAAAGGAUAAAGUAGCGAUUAUAACAGGUGCUGGGUCUGGUUUCGGCCGCUGUACAUCUCUUCUUUUCGCGAAAUAUGGAGCGUUAGUAGUUCUGGCUGAUAUGAAUUUACCCGGAGCUGAGGCAGUCGCCGCAGAAUGUGUCAACAAUGGUAGCAAAAAGAGUGAGGUUUUGGCCGUAAAGUGUGACAUAACGAAAGAUGCGGAUAGAAAGAAUGUAGUAGAUGAAUGUGUUAGAACUUUUGGACGGAUAGACAUUUUGGUAAAUAAUGCGGGCGUCUAUCGGAAGCAAAGUUUAUUGGAAGCAGACUCCAAUAUGUAUGACUUUUUAAUGGAUGUCAACCUCAAGGCACAGGUUUUCCUAACACAACUGGCCGUCCCUUAUCUAAAAAAGACUAAAGGAACAAUAGUGAAUCUAUCUAGUAUAGUAGCGGAAGAGGCGGUUGCAGCUGCCGGUGUUUACUGUGUAUCUAAAGCGGGUAUUGACUGCGUUACUAAAGUGCUUGCAUUAGAACUGGCGGAAUUCGGAGUGCGUGUAAACUCGGUGCGUCCAGCAACGAUGCAUACUGGUUUAUACGAUGUUGACUUUGGACAAAACGUUGCGAAUGUAAUGAAGAGCGUCAUUUCUGAGCAUCCGUUAGGUCGUUUAGGACUGCCAGAAGAGGUGGCCAACGCCGUAGCAUUUCUAGCCUGUGAUCUAUCCUCCUACAGCACCGGUAACUUCUUUUAUGUGGAUGGAGGGCGCCAUUGUGUCGGUGCCAGAUACAACCCUCAUUUAAAGUCCAAAUAACGUGUGUAUAUUCUACCCGAGCUAUGGUUGUCAUAUUUCACAGACACUUGGAGGGGUCGGUCUUUGUACAGUAUGGUGACUGGCGCAUUGCGAUGAAUUAAACUUUUAAAACAUAUUUGUAAUGAUUUGUGUCUCAAUAAAGUUUUUUUCCGUCAA